AUGUCAGCGGCUACCUCCUCCCCAAAGCAGGAAACCCAGCGGCCAUUCCACACUCUUGCGGUUCACGAUGUGGCCACAGCGCUAGCCACCAACGUGAACUCUGGACUACGCAGUGAGUCCCAGAUCCACGAACUUCGAGCGCAAUACGGAGAAAAUUCGCUGGGCGAUGACUCCAAAAUCGACUUACAGGCCAUCUUGCUGCACCAAAUCUGUAAUGCAAUGAUUCUGGUGCUCUUCAUCUGCAUGGUGAUCACGCUUGCGGUCCGGGACUGGAUCUCGGGAGGUGUCAUCGCGUUUGUCGUCUUUAUAAACGUCGCGAUCGGAUCCGUCCAAGAAUACAAGGCUUCCAAGACUAUGAGCUCAUUGAAGAGUCUCAGCACGCCAUCAGCACAUGUUAUUCGAGAUGGAAAUGACAUAGUCAUUCCUAGCAAGGAGCUCGUCCCGGGCGAUCUCUGUGUCGUCAAGGCCGGUGACACAAUUCCUGCCGAUCUAAGACUAGUAGAAUGUGUCAAUUUCGAGACGGACGAAGCCCUACUUACCGGUGAAUCUUUGCCCAUCGCCAAAGACGCCACCCAGGUCUAUCCUGCCACAGAGGACAUCCCAGUAGGGGAUCGUUUGAACUUGGCGUUUGCUAGUUCCACGGUCUCCAAAGGCAGAGCCACUGGUAUUGUUAUACAAACCGCUCUCAGCACGGAAAUUGGUAAAAUUGCAAAGAGUCUACAGGGAAACACCUCGUUGAUCUCCAAAGACGAAAACAAAUCUUUUGCUCAAAACGCCCUUAUCACCCUAAAAACUAGCAUCGGUUCUUUUCUCGGAACCAGCACUGGAACCCCCCUACAUCGUAAACUGUCGAAAUUGGCGGUUAUUCUGUUUUUUGUUGCAGUCGUUUUCGCGAUUGUAGUUAUGGCUACUCAGAAGUACCAUGUUAAUAAAGAGGUUGCCAUCUACGCAAUUUGUGUUGCAGUUUCCAUGAUUCCUUCCUCUCUGGUGGUCGUAUUGACCAUCACCAUGUCGGUGGGUGCCAAAAUUAUGGCAACCAGAAAUGUCGUAGUCCGCAAAUUGGACUCUUUAGAAGCUUUAGGAGCCGUCAAUGAUGUCUGCUCUGAUAAAACUGGAACUUUGACCCAGGGUCGUAUGAUUGUCAAACAGGCAUGGGUUCCAUCUUUCGGUACAGUAUUGGUAUCCAAUUCUAAUGAUCCUUUUAAUCCAUCUUCGGGUACCACGCAAUUAAUCCCUCGAUUCUCACCAGAUGAAUAUCGCCACAACGACAGCGAAGACGUGGGUAUUAUCCAGGGCUUCAAAGAAAAGUACUUGAAGAACAUUUUACCUCGUGAAAUCAGUCCAAUUCUUUUUGCCAACUGGCUCAAAACCGCUACAUUAGCAAACAUUGCCCAAGUUUAUCAAGAUUCCGAAACUCUUGAGUGGAAAGCUCACGGAGAUCCUACUGAAAUUGCCAUACAGGUUUUUGCGCACAGAAUGGACCUCCCUAGACCAUUGCUCACACUCGAAGGACAGUCAGAUGAAACAGAAGACGAAAAAAACGAUUCAACAAACGCUGAUUACAAGCAUAUCGCCGAGUACCCAUUUGAUUCCUCAGUCAAGAGAAUGUCGGCCAUUUAUUCCAGCACUAAAGAAAAUAACGAAUACCGCAUUUUUACCAAGGGUGCCUUCGAACGUGUUUUAAGCUGCUGCACACACUGGCUACCUACCGCUGAGAGCGAUGAAACCAACCCUUCAGCCAUGACGGAAGCCGACAAGGAAGAAGUUUACAGGAAUGUUGAAAUUUUAUCUUCGGAAGGAUUGAGAGUUCUAGCCUUUGCGACAAAAAGCUUCACCGAAAAAGAAGCUCAUGAACUUGGAUCCAAGCUUACCAAAGACCGUGAUUUUGUCGAAAGCGACUUGAUAUUCCAAGGCUUAGUUGGUAUUUACGAUCCACCCAGAGAAGAAACGGCCGGCGCUGUUAAAAAGUUUCAUAAAGCAGGAAUAAACGUGCAUAUGCUCACUGGUGACUUUCCAGGGACUGCAAAAGCCAUCGCGCAAGAAGUUGGUAUUUUACCGCGCAAUUUAUACCACUACCCAAAAGAAGUGGUAGAUGCGAUGAUUAUGACUGCAAGCCAAUUUGAUAAACUUGCAGACGAUGAGAUCGAUGCUUUGCCUGUGCUGCCAUUGGUCAUCGCCCGCUGCAGUCCAGCUACAAAAGUUAAAAUGAUUGACAGUCUUCACCGUCGCGAAAAGUUUUGUGCCAUGACCGGUGACGGUGUCAACGACUCGCCAAGUUUAAAAAUUGCAAAUGUCGGAAUUGCAAUGGGCAUCAAUGGAUCUGACGUUGCCAAAGAUGCUUCUGACAUUGUCUUGAGUGACGACAAUUUCGCAUCAAUUCUAAACGCAGUCGAGGAGGGUCGUCGAAUGACAGACAAUAUCCAAAAAUUUGUCUUACAGCUGCUGGCGGAAAACGUAGCGCAGGCUCUCUAUUUGAUGAUUGGUCUCGCUUUCUUGGAUAAACAUCAUUUAUCAGUAUUUCCAUUGUCUCCUGUCGAAGUUUUGUGGAUCAUUGUGGUGACAUCCUGCUUCCCAGCCAUGGGUCUUGGUUUGGAGAAACCAGCGCCUGAUAUCAUGGAUAAGCCACCCAAGGAUUCCAAAGCAGGUAUCUUCACUUGGGAGAUAAUUUCGGAUAUGUUUGUUUACGGUUUGUGGAUGGCGGGUUGCUGUCUGGCUUGUUUUGUCACUGUUGUUUACGGGAAAGGAGAAGGAGACUUGGGUAUGAACUGUAACAACAAAUUCUCUGCAAGUUGCCAUUACGUUUUCCGUGGCCGUGCCGCAGCCUUUGCUACAAUGACCUGGUGCGCUCUCAUUCUGGCAUGGGAAGUUAUUGACUUGAGGAGAUCAUUCUUCAAAAUGCAGCCAGAAACAGAUACACCUUACACACAAUGGAUGAAAGACAUUUGGUCCAACCAAUUUUUGUUCUGGUCUGUUGUCUUCGGCUUUGUCUCGGUAUUCCCUGUCGUCUACAUCCCCGUGAUCAACAAUGACGUUUUCAAGCACUCAGGAAUCGGCUAUGAAUGGGGACUUGCUGUCGCGUACACAGUUCUCUUUUGGGCAGGCGCAGAGCUUUACAAAUACUUCAAGAGAGUAUAUUUCAAAAACAGGGAACGUGCUAGCAACCCCGAAAACGACUUGGAAAGCAAGCGCGUCCAUGAUCCGUUCGAGAAAUACAACACUUCAUAUUCGGCUUCAACAUCUGUUCAAACAACGAAUGCGGUAAUGAAGAUGUAA
Molecule: messenger RNA, 3273 nt
Organism: Lachancea sp. 'fantastica'
Lineage: Eukaryota; Fungi; Ascomycota; Saccharomycetes; Saccharomycetales; Saccharomycetaceae
Source: the annotation of a GenBank genome assembly